AUGGUCCGUUGAACCUGCUAUAAUUUUGAUGAUUACCUAGGCUGACUCUCCUGUCCUGCCCCAACCGCCAACGUGCAGUCCGCGCCGCGUAUCCUGGCCCAGGUGGUCGUGUUGGGUUCGCAGAUUCUCGGCAAGGCGUUCGUCGAAGCAUGGCGACAAGCCGCACGAAGUACGUCUCUGUCACUCGCACACGCCACCCUGACCACUUCCCCCGUAUCCCAAUUCAUCUCAACCGCUUUCUCCCGCCCAGACGCGCAGGGAACAGGUCGAGCCGGUUCGUCGUCGAUGAACGGAGGCGGUAAAGGCUCGUCCGCGCUCGACGGCUUGACGAGGACCCACCGCAUGAGUUUGGACGAAGCGACCGAUAUCCUGAACCUCAAGAGGAAUGCCGAUCUGGCGAGCGAGACCGAGUUGCAAAAGAUGCUCAAGGUCAGUCACUCGGUCGCGAUGGGCCCGAGGGGAGGAGCAUCCGGUCCGGAACGCGCACGGAGAGGGUGUCCCUGUCCCAUCCUGACCGGGUUCCAGUCGAGUGCACCCACACUAAACCUGUAUUCUGUCCCGCUACCCAACAGAACUUUGACCACCUCUUCAAAGCCAACGUGCCGACCACGGCCGAGGGCAAACCCCAUUCGUCGCACUACCUCCAAUCCAAGAUCGUUCGCGCCAAAGAGCGGAUAGAGGCUGAAGUAGGAGUCAAGAACGGUGGUGGCGAACCUACGCCGGCCGAGACAGCAGCUGCGACGGGGGCAGAAGGGACACCGGGGAGCUCGACGACGGGGCGCACACCACCGCCGAAUUAG
This is a messenger RNA of Microbotryum saponariae, 800 nucleotides long. Lineage: Eukaryota; Fungi; Basidiomycota; Microbotryomycetes; Microbotryales; Microbotryaceae. The record is from the annotation of a GenBank genome assembly.